CCUUUUUCAUUAGAUAUUCGCAGAGAUAUUCAUGAUUUUCUCUUCGAUUCGUCUAUACGUUUUCGAAAAUUGCCGACGACAAAAUCUCGUGAAGAUAUUCAAGUUUUACGUUCGUCUUUGAGUUGUCAAGCAUAUUCUCAAGUUUUGCCUGAUGAAGAACGUAACAAUCAAUUUAAGCAUAAUGGUCAAAUGAAACAUGCUGUACGAUCAUAA
This is a messenger RNA of Dentiscutata erythropus, 213 nucleotides long. NCBI's taxonomy places the organism in Eukaryota, Fungi, Glomeromycota, Glomeromycetes, Diversisporales, Gigasporaceae. The record is from the annotation of a GenBank genome assembly.